Messenger RNA from Podarcis muralis (Common wall lizard), 4043 nucleotides. It is a transcript of the gene GLDC, whose product is annotated as glycine decarboxylase. Gene Ontology annotation, cellular component: glycine cleavage complex; mitochondrion. Gene Ontology annotation, molecular function: glycine dehydrogenase (decarboxylating) activity; pyridoxal phosphate binding; lyase activity. The record is from RefSeq and is a predicted model, not a curated record. Gene Ontology annotation, biological process: glycine decarboxylation via glycine cleavage system. Lineage: Eukaryota; Metazoa; Chordata; Lepidosauria; Squamata; Lacertidae.
ACCAGCCCUCUCAGCAGGUGGCUUGUGCGGGGCGGGGCGAGCGAGCCCCUCCUCCUCCUCGCCUCGCCAUUGGCUAUAAGGAGGCCCGGGGGGCGCCUGGCCGCCAGAAAGUGAGUCGCAGGUGGUGCCGUCGGGGGAAGCGCAGUGCGAGGGCGCGGCAAGCGAGCGAGGUCACCAAUGCAGUCUUGCGUCCAGUGGUGGGGGCGGCUGGUGGGCCGGGGGGCCAGCCUGCACGGACCCCACGGCGGAGCCUUGGGGGGCAAGAAGGCGCCCGGCCGAUGGGGAGGACGCAGGGAGCAGCAGAGGCUGGCUGGGGUGAGGAGGAGCAGCAGCGCCGUCGGGGAAAGCGCCGUCGCCGCCGCUGCCGCCUCUCCAAACACCUCGAGGCGCAUCGAGAGACUCCUGCCCAGGCACGAUGACUUCUCCGAGAGGCACAUCGGCCCGGGGGACAAAGAGAAGCGAGAGAUGCUGCAGACGGUGGGGCUGUCGAGUAUUGACGAGUUGAUCGAUAAAACCAUUCCUGGCAACAUCCGCUUGCAACGGCCUCUGAAGAUGGAUGACCACAUUUGUGAGAAUGAAAUUCUUGAAACUUUACACAGUAUUGCCAGCAAGAACAAGAUCUGGAGAUCGUAUAUUGGCAUGGGUUAUUACAACUGUUCAGUCCCUCAGGCCAUUGUGAGGAAUAUGCUGGAGAACGCAGGAUGGGUUACCCAGUACACCCCUUACCAGCCAGAGGUAUCUCAAGGAAGGCUGGAGAGUCUAUUAAAUUAUCAAACAAUGGUGUGUGACCUCACAGGAAUGGACGUGUCGAAUGCAUCUUUGCUAGAUGAAGGAACUGCUGCAGCCGAAGCUAUGCAGUUGUGCCACAGGCAUAAUAAGCGGAGGAAGUUUUAUGUCGACAUCCGAUGCCAUCCUCAGACGAUAGCAGUGGUGCAAACCAGAGCAAAUUACACCGGCAUUAUUGUUGAGUUGAAGUUGCCUCAUGAAAUGGACUUCAGUGGCAAAGAUGUCAGCGGCGUUUUGUUCCAGUACCCAGAUACCGAGGGGAAGGUGGAAGAUUUCACUGCAUUUGUUGAUCAAGCCCAUCAGAACGGGACUCUAGUCUGCUGUGCUACUGACCUGCUAGCUCUGUGCAUCUUGAGACCUCCAGGAGAGUUUGGUGUUGAUGUCGCUCUGGGCAACUCCCAGAGGUUUGGGGUGCCUCUUUGUUAUGGUGGGCCACACGCAGCCUUUUUUGCUGUCAAGGAGAACCUGGUGCGAAUGAUGCCUGGAAGAAUGGUAGGAGUUACAAGGGAUGCUAAUGGAAAAGAAGUGUAUCGACUUGCAUUGCAAACCAGAGAACAGCAUAUAAGAAGGGAUAAGGCUACAAGCAACAUAUGCACUGCGCAGGCACUUCUGGCUAAUAUGGCUGCUAUGUUCGGAGUCUACCAUGGCGCUAACGGACUAAAGCACAUUGCUAGGAGGGUGCAUAAUGCCACUCUCAUCUUAGCUGAAGGUCUGAAGAGAGCUGGUCAUAAACUGCAACAUGACCUAUUUUUUGAUACCUUGAAAAUCCAGUGUGGAUGUGGCGUCCAAGAAGUCUUGCUCCGAGCAGCCCAGAGGCAGAUAAACCUCCGGAUUUACAAUGAUGGUACACUUGGAGUAUCUCUAGAUGAAACUGUAACUGAGAAAGACCUGGAUGACUUGUUAUGGAUCUUUGGUUGUGAGUCUUCCGCUGAACUGGUGGCUGAGAGCAUGGACGGAGAAACGAGAGGUAUUUUUGGCACUGCGUUUAAGAGAACAUCGAAAUUCCUAACACAUCAGGUAUUCAACAGCUAUCACUCUGAAACAAAUAUUGUGCGGUAUAUGAAGAGAUUAGAAAACAAAGAUAUUUCCUUAGUUCACAGCAUGAUUCCUUUGGGAUCCUGUACAAUGAAGUUGAAUAGUUCAUCAGAACUUACACCUAUUACGUGGAAAGAAUUUGCCAAUAUCCACCCCUUUGUACCUCUAGAUCAGGCUCAAGGAUACCAGCAGCUUUUCAGGGAGCUUGAGAAGGAUCUGUGUGAGAUAACAGGCUAUGACAGAAUUUCUUUUCAACCGAACAGUGGAGCUCAAGGCGAAUAUGCUGGACUUGCUGCAAUCAAGUCUUAUUUAAAUUCAAAAGGAGAAUGGCACAGAAGUGUUUGUCUCAUUCCUAAAUCUGCCCAUGGCACUAACCCAGCCAGUGCUCAGAUGGCAGGGAUGAAGAUUCAGCCAGUAGAAGUGGAUAAAAAUGGAAGCAUCGAUAUCGUUCAUCUUAAGGCUAUGGUGGAUAAACACAAGGAAAACCUGGCAGCUAUCAUGAUCACAUACCCAUCGACCAAUGGUGUCUUUGAAGAGGAUAUCAGUGAUGUCUGUGACUUGAUUCACAAACAUGGAGCCCAGGUUUACCUAGAUGGAGCAAACAUGAAUGCUCAGGUUGGUUUGUGCCGUCCUGGAGACUAUGGGUCAGAUGUCUCUCAUUUAAAUCUCCACAAAACCUUCUGCAUUCCUCAUGGGGGAGGAGGACCUGGAAUGGGACCGAUUGGAGUGAAGAAGCAUUUGGCUCCUUUCCUGCCCAGCCACCCUGUCAUUGCAUUGCAGCACGAAAAGGAUUCCAGCCCACUGGGAACCAUCAGUGCUGCUCCUUGGGGGUCCAGUGCUAUAUUGCCUAUUUCCUGGGCUUAUAUCAAGAUGAUGGGAGGAAAAGGUCUCAAGCAUGCAUCAGAGAUUGCAAUAUUAAAUGCUAACUACAUGGCAAAGAGACUAGAGAAGCACUACAAAGUCCUUUUUAAGGGAGCCAGAGGUUAUGUAGCUCAUGAAUUUAUUUUGGACACCCGACCUUUCAAGAAGACAGCAAAUAUUGACGCUGUGGAUGUCGCUAAACGGCUUCAGGAUUAUGGAUUCCACGCUCCAACAAUGUCCUGGCCAGUGGCAGGUACUCUGAUGAUUGAACCAACAGAGUCUGAAGACAAGGCAGAGCUAGACAGAUUUUGUGAUGCAAUGAUCAACAUCCGACAAGAAAUUGCUGAUAUAGAGGAAGGAAGAAUGGAUUCUCGAGUUAACCCAUUAAAGAUGUCACCACAUACCUUGACCUGCAUUGCUGCUCCUAACUGGGACCGUCCUUACUCCAGAGAAGUAGCUGUUUUUCCAUUGCCAUUUGUAAGACCUGAAAAUAAAUUCUGGCCCACAAUUGCUCGAAUCGACGACAUUUACGGAGAUCAACAUCUGGUUUGUACCUGCCCGCCGAUGGAAGUCUACGAGUCUCCUUUUGCUGAACAGAAGAGAGCAUCAUCUUAGGGUCAGUCUCCCCUCGCCUUACCCUGUUCCUUUUUAGGUGACCAGGCUCGACCUCCCUUGCUACACUUCAGGAAGGAUGGGCUCUUCUGCCCAGUGAACCAUUUUUUUUAUACGGUGUAUAUUUUUGUAAUCUCCAUUCUGUUGAUUAAAUUUCUGUGCAGCUAUGUAAAUAUACUUUAGGUGGAAACAAACUGACUUGAUGCAGUGCCUCAGUUUCCACAGCAGUUCAUGCUGACGUGGCCUUGAUUUAACACUCUUUGAUCAAUUCAGGACCAAGGCUGCUUUCCUGUGUUGAGGAGCACUAAACAUAGAACGGUAUGUGUAAAAAUAGAACCCUUUUUUUUUUUGUUAAACUGGGCCCUGACAAUACUUGUGUGAUAGAGAGCAAUCCCAGUUUAUUUUGAAUAACGCCUAUACUGUGGGAUUCUUUUUUGGGCUGAGGCUGUUUGGUGGCUAAAAUUAUAGUCAUUAUUCACUUUGUAUGAACUGAAAGACAGAGACCACAAUAUGCUGAAACAAAGGAAAGUAAGCUCCUCUGUACCUCACUUUGUAUUAGAUUGUGGCUAUAUACUUUUGUAGUUUGUAUUAAUUAAAUUUAUAUAUUGCUUCUAGUGUUGAUAAUGUCAUUUAAGGAACUCGUUUUUUCUUUUUUAAACUCCCUGUGGUAGCAUUCCAAUAAAAUCUAGAAGUUGUAAUAGCUUUUGAAACCUGAUUUCAAAGUCUGAUUAAAAACAAGAUUUUCUGAA